AUGUCUUUAUCUUCAGAGACCACCUCACCUGCUCCUUACAUUACGGUUCGAUACGUCAAGCCUUUACCUUCAUCGCUUUGUUCGGGAUCUUUCUCUCAACAAGACAACCAACAAGUGAUUGAGGCCAAAUUUCCUCUUAUUGAAAUCAAGCCUCAUAGAAUUCCUUCAUCUUUUAAAAAGCUCCGAACGGAAUCAGCUCACUCUCUGCAACCAAAUCGAGCCAGAACCACAACGAAUGUAUCAGAUUCUAUGGAAGGAAAUAUUGCAACCAAUAACACAGUAAAUGAAGAAUCACUUGAAAAAUCGUCUAUUCUCAAUGCUCUGAAAUACAAAGUGGACAUCAAAGCCAUUGCUGAUUUCUUUGAUUUGGAAGAAGAUUGUAUUUUACAACAAGACUGUGGCCGAAUGUGUAUGUUAAUGGAUCAAACAGUUAUUCCUUUUGCUUCUUAUAUUGUCAGCGGAACAAUGAGAUCACAAACGAUGAGUGACGAUGAUUCAUUCGAACAGUCUGCCAGUCAGAUACAAACACCUCUCAAACGAACUGGUAUUGUUUUUGAUCGAAGAAUGCAGAGCCAUGUAGGGAGAGCUUCACAUCCCGAAUCUCCUGCUCGGUUGUCUGCAAUCUGGAGUUCAUGUAUUGAAGAUAAUAAUUUUGACAAAUUGUGCACAAUUAUGGAGGGACGAAAAGCCACCAGAGAGGAGUUAGAAUGGACUCAUUCACCACAUCAUGUAGAUGCUGUCAUGGCCUCAAGAUUGGAUAUGUUCAAUCACACAACUGACGUGUUUGUGACUGAAGAAUCUGGUAAUGCUGCACGUUUAGCGUGUGGAGGUUUAAUGGACCUCUCUCAAAAAGUAUUAAUGGGAGAGCUGGACAAUGGUUUUGCUGUUAUUCGGCCUCCUGGACAUCACUGCUAUUCUGACAAAGCAUCUGGUUUUUGUCUCUUAAACAAUGUGGCAGUGGCAGCAAAUGCUGCCCUUAAAAGAGGUCUUGCAAAGCGAGUUGUGAUUGUGGACUGGGAUGUUCAUCAUGGUAAUGGCACUCAAGCAAUAUUUGAGGAGCAAUUUAGAAGCACGUUUUUAGAUGUAUCAGAGGAGACAAUAAUGGAAACACCAGAAGUGCUCUUUUUUUCUCUACAUCAAACAAGAAACAAUUUUUAUCCUAACACUGGAAACUUGGAACAAUUAAGCUAUGACGGUGCUAAGCGAUUUAUUGUUAAUAUUCCGUUCGAUGAGGUGUAUGGAGACCAGGAAUUGUUAAAUGCGUUCGAGCAAAUUGUUAUCCCUUUGGCAAAAUCUUACAAUCCUGACCUGGUGCUUGUUUCAGCAGGGUUUGAUGCUGUGAAAGGUGAUAAGCUUGGAGGCCAAUUGUGUUCCCCUCAAGUGUACGGCCAUCUCACAGCAUUGCUGAUGGAGCUAGCAAAAGGGAAGGUUGUCUGUGCCUUGGAAGGUGGUUACAACAUUGAAGAAACAGCGUCAUGUGUAAAAGAAUGUAUUUCUGUGUUGCUGGGGAAGGAGCCAAGUGUUUUGUCCUAUUUGUUAGAGCCACCAUACUUGAAAGAAGAGCAAAUCCAAAAGCAUGCAGAGAUGUUGCAGAGAGUGAAAACAUUUUACUCAGAACUGUUCAACAAAUCGGUAAAAUAG
Messenger RNA from Naegleria fowleri, 1641 nucleotides. RefSeq lists its product as uncharacterized. Gene Ontology annotation, biological process: chromatin organization. The transcript has a single exon. Gene Ontology annotation, cellular component: histone deacetylase complex. Bases 1 to 1641 code for a protein of 546 amino acids. The record is from RefSeq and is a predicted model, not a curated record. Lineage: Eukaryota; Heterolobosea; Eutetramitea; Acrasida; Naegleriidae. Gene Ontology annotation, molecular function: histone deacetylase activity.